This is a messenger RNA of Odocoileus virginianus texanus, 2296 nucleotides long. RefSeq names its product DEF6 guanine nucleotide exchange factor (gene DEF6). The record is from RefSeq and is a predicted model, not a curated record. Lineage: Eukaryota; Metazoa; Chordata; Mammalia; Artiodactyla; Cervidae. Gene Ontology annotation, cellular component: cytoplasm; nucleus.
UCAGAGCCGCCCCUGGGCCGGGCGGGCGCCUCAGCCAUGGCCCUGCGCAAGGAGCUGCUCAAGUCCAUCUGGUACGCGUUCACCGCACUGGACGUGGAAAAGAGCGGCAAGGUCUCCAAGUCCCAGCUCAAGGUGCUGUCCCACAACUUGUACACAGUCCUGCACAUUCCUCAUGACCCCGUGGCCCUGGAGGAGCACUUCCGAGACGAUGACGAUGGUCCCGUAUCCAGCCAGGGAUAUAUGCCCUACCUCAACAAGUACAUCCUGGACAAGGUGGAAGAGGGGGCUUUUGUUAAGGAGCACUUUGAUGAGCUGUGCUGGACCCUGACGGCGAAGAAGAACUAUCAGGUGGAUAGCAACGGGAACAACAUGCUCUCCAAUCAGGAUGCCUUCCGUCUCUGGUGUCUCUUCAACUUCCUGUCUGAGGACAAGUACCCUCUGAUCAUGGUUCCUGAUGAGGUGGAAUACCUGCUGAAGAAGGUGCUCAGCAGCAUGAGCUUGGAGGUGGGCUUGGGGGAGCUGGAGGAGCUGCUGGCUCAGGAGGCCCAGGCAGCCCAGAGCAGCGGGGGGCUCAGCGUCUGGCAGUUCCUGGAGCUCUUCAACUCAGGCCGCUGUCUGCGAGGUGUGGGGCGGGACACGCUCAGCAUGGCCAUCCAUGAGGUCUACCAGGAGCUCAUCCAGGACGUCCUAAAGCAGGGCUACCUGUGGAAACGAGGGCACCUGCGGAGGAACUGGGCAGAACGCUGGUUCCAGCUGCAGCCCAGCUGCCUCUGCUAUUUUGGGAGUGAAGAGUGCAAGGAGAAGAGGGGUAUGAUCCCGCUGGAUGCGCAGUGCUGCGUGGAGGUGCUGCCCGACCGAGAGGGGAAGCGCUGCAUGUUCUGUGUGAAGACUGCCUCCCGCACCUAUGAGAUGAGCGCCUCUGACACGCGCCAGCGCCAGGAGUGGACAGCUGCCAUCCAGACGGCGAUCCGGCUGCAGGCAGAGGGGAAGACGUCGCUGCACAAGGACCUUAAGCAGAAGCGGCGCGAGCAGAGGGAGCAGCGAGAGAGGCGCCGGGCCGCCAAGGAGGAGGAGAUGCUGCGGCUGCAGCAGCUGCAGGAGGAGAAGGAGAGGAAGCUUCAGGAACUGGAGCUGCUGCAGGAGGCGCAGCGGCAGGCGGAGCGCCUGAUGCAGGAGGAGGAGGAGCGGCGCCGCAGCCAGCACCGGGAGCUCCAGCAGGCGCUCGAGGUCCAGCUGCGCGAGGCGGAGCAGGCCCGGGCCUCCAUGCAGGCUGAGAUGGAGCUGAAGAAGGAAGAGGCUGCCCGGCAGCGGCAGCGCAUCAAGGAGCUGGAGGAGAUGCAGCAGAGGCUCCAGGAGGCCCUACAGCUGGAGGUGAAAGCUCGGCAGGACGAGGAGGCCGUGCGCCUCGCCCAGACCAGGCUGCUGGAGGAGGAGGAGGAGAAGCUGAAGCAGCUGCUGCAGCUGAAGGAGGAACAGGAACGAUACAUCGAGCGGGCGCAGCAGGAGAAGCAGGAGCUGCAGCAGGAGAUGGCCCUGCAGAGCCGCUCUCUGCAGCAGGCCCAGCAGCAGCUGGAGGAGGUGCGGCAGAACCGGCAGAGGGCCGACGAGGAUGUGGAGGCUGCUCAGCAGAAGUUGCGCCAGGCUAGUACCAACGUGAAGCACUGGAAUGUCCAGAUGAACCGGCUCAUGCAUCCAAUUAAACCUGGAGACAAACGUCCCACCACCAGCAGCUCCUUCACAGGCUUUCAGGCCCCUCUACUUGCCCGCCGCGACUCCUCCCUAAAGCGCCUGACUCGCUGGGGAUCCCGUGAAAACAAGACCCCCUCACCCAGCAGCAGUGAGCAGCAGAAGUCCCUCAAUGGUGGGGAAGACGCUCCCAGCUCAGCUUCUGCGCCUCAGGAAGAUAAACUGGACCCGGCACCAGAAAACUAACCUCUGCCAGCCUCUUGCCCCCAAUCUCAUGUCUACCAGGACCUGGCCACAGCUGGUCUGUGGGUGACACCAGCCUCUGCAACAGAGGGAGCUGCAGCCCUGGCACCCGGGGCCCAGGCCCUCGGACCAUGACACAGCCCGGGUUGGAACCUGGCUCAUUUUCUUUUGCACCAGCCCCAGGCCUCAGACCCCUGAGGCUGUCAGGGAUGUUGAUCCUUGAGGACUUGACCCUGUGCCUUAACUCCAAGGGCCCUAUGCCCUGGGCUGGGAAAGAGAGUCAACGAGCAAGCCAGGGACCACCUGUCCCCAGACUGCCACCAAGUUUGGAGGCAUAUUUCCGAAUAAAAACUGCUAUUGGAAUAAA